Messenger RNA from Scomber japonicus (chub mackerel), 1669 nucleotides. It is a transcript of the gene mat2aa, whose product is annotated as methionine adenosyltransferase II, alpha a. The coding region runs from base 160 to 1350 and encodes 396 amino acids. Lineage: Eukaryota; Metazoa; Chordata; Actinopteri; Scombriformes; Scombridae. Gene Ontology annotation, molecular function: methionine adenosyltransferase activity; ATP binding. Gene Ontology annotation, biological process: S-adenosylmethionine biosynthetic process. The record is from RefSeq and is a predicted model, not a curated record. The transcript has 9 exons. Gene Ontology annotation, cellular component: cytosol; methionine adenosyltransferase complex.
CCUACAGCAGCGUGGCCGUGCUGUGUUGUGUGUGUUUACGAGCAAGUAUACCUGGCUGAAAGGCUGUGAAACCCGUCCGGUGUCACUGAGCUGUAGAAGCAGGACGCGUUGUCUGCACGGCUAGCUUGUGAGCUAACAGCGUGUUUAUUGGCUAAAAACAUGAACGGUCAGCUGAACGGUUUCCAUAACAACUCGCCUAUUGAUGAAGACUGCUUCCUCUUCACGUCUGAAUCAGUCGGAGAAGGACACCCCGAUAAGAUUUGUGACCAGAUCAGUGAUGCCAUCUUGGAUGCACACCUCAGACAAGACCCAGAUGCCAAAGUAGCAUGUGAGACUGUUGCUAAGACGGGGAUGAUCCUGCUAGCGGGGGAGAUCACCUCCAGGGCCAAUGUUGACUACCAGAAGAUUGUCAGGGAAACAGUCAAACAUAUUGGUUACGAUGACUCCUCCAAAGGCUUUGACUAUAAGACCUGCAACGUGCUGGUGGCUUUGGAGCAGCAGUCCCCUGACAUUGCUCAGGGCGUUCACCUGGAUCGCAGAGAAGAGGAUGUGGGGGCUGGUGACCAGGGUCUGAUGUUUGGAUAUGCCACUGACGAAACUGAGGAAUGUAUGCCACUCACUGUUGUCCUGGCCCAUAAGCUGAACGCCAAAAUGGCUGAACUACGCCGAAAUGGAACGCUGCCAUGGCUCCGACCAGACUCCAAAACUCAGGUGACUGUUCAGUACAGACAGGAUCGAGGCGCCAUGGUGCCGUUGCGUGUCCAUACCGUUGUGGUCUCCGUGCAGCAUGAUGAGGGUAUAUGUUUGGAUGAGAUGCGUCACUGUCUGAAGGAGCAGGUGGUGAAAGCUGUGGUUCCCAGCGGGUACCUUGACGAUGACACCGUAUACCACCUGCAGCCCAGUGGCCGCUUUGUCAUCGGGGGGCCACAGGGUGAUGCUGGUCUGACUGGACGUAAGAUCAUUGUUGAUACUUACGGAGGUUGGGGGGCCCACGGAGGGGGAGCUUUUUCUGGAAAGGACUACACAAAGGUAGACCGCUCUGCUGCCUACGCUGCCCGCUGGGUAGCAAAAUCUCUGGUGAAAGCUGGGCUCUGCAAGCGUGUGUUAGUCCAGGUCGCCUAUGCUAUUGGAGUCGCCCACCCACUCUCAGUCUCCAUCUUCCACUAUGGGACUUCCCAGAAGAGUGAGAGAGAGCUGCUGGACAUUGUGAGAAAGAACUUUGAUCUUCGUCCAGGAGUUAUUGUGAGGGAGCUUGACCUGAAGAAGCCCAUCUACCAGCGCACAGCAGCCUAUGGUCACUUUGGUCGGGAUGUCUUUUCAUGGGAGGUGCCCAAAAACCUCAAAUACUGAACACCUCCUUUGUUCUCUCUGUCGGCCUUAGGUGUACUACAGAGUAACCUGUGUGUUUGUCUACCUCCCUCCUCCGUCCUCUUUCUUCUCUUUCUCUCCUUCACAAACAGCCACAUCACCACAGCCUCUACUAAAUGGAAAGACACCCUUUUCCCUUCAUUGCUCAGUAUUUUCCACAUCCUUGAAGAGAAAACAACAGUAUUUCAGAUGCCAAGACCAAACAGAACAGGCAUGUUAUUUGGACACACAGUGAUGAGAGAAAUUGUGCAUACCAUUUACAACGGCACUGCCACCUUGUAUUUGUCUGUAUUCUAGUGGU